UAAUUGUUUUAAGUUUUUAAGGUGGUUUUGGACAUACAGUACCGUGACAUGAGUUUCAAACUUUGGACAGCACAAGGAUUUUAUCUUUCUUUACUUCUCAUAAAAGCCUGCUGCUCGGAAUUCAAAGUCACCGUUCCAAGUUCCCUGGUGGUCACUCUUGGUCAGCCCGUGGUCUUGCCCUGCAGUUUCUCCGUGGGGAAUGUCUGGCAGCCUGAAAGCAUUGUGAUUACUUGGCAGCGGGGGCUAGAAGUGGUUCACAGCUUCUACUACAAUCGGGACCAACUGAAGCGCCAGAACCCACACUAUGUGAAGCGCACCUCCCUGUACCAGUCAGAAAUGCAGAAGGGCAACGCAUCUCUCCGUUUGGAAAACGUCACCAUAGAAGAUAGGGGGGAGUACAUCUGUUCCGUGAGCUCGCAACUGGGCAGUGAGAGGAAGAGCUUCCCUCUAAAAGUGGCAGCACUUUAUUCAGAGCCAGUGCUGCAGUUCUCAGUGCAGCCCGGAAGUGUGACGGUUCUUCUAACCUCAGGAGGAGGAUUCCCAGCUCCCACCUUGAGCUGGCUGCAAGACCAUGAAGACCUCACCAACAGCACAGAGACCCGUCUAACACGGGACACACUCUCAGGGCUUUAUAACGUGUCCAGCACCUUGACUCUCAAAGACAACUCCAUUGCUACCCUGAGUUUUAUACUGAGGAAUGAGGACCUGAUGGAGGAGAUAAGGAGGAACAUCAGCCUACCCGAAUCUGAAGGAGAUUUUCCCAAAGCCAGUCACAGGAUGAGGGAGUUCAUUCUCUUGCCUGUAUUUCUGGUGUUCUUACUAGCCGUUCUUGGACUACUAUUACUACAGACAAUAUGCAAACCAAACAGAACCAAAGGCAUCUUAUCCAAGACAGAACAUUGUUUCAGUCAUGUUGACAUAACAUGAAAAGAAAACACCCUUCCUUCCACAGGACUAGAGACUAAAUAACUUUAAAGUGGUCCAGACCAAAGCCAAGGUGGAUCUCUUAUCAGCAGUCUGUUGUAUGAGAAAAUUAUUUAUUUUUAUGUAACAAUUGUCACUUUGCCACAGAUGUUUGCCACAGUUUGAGUUUCAUCAUUCUGCAUUUCAUACUUACUAGGAGUGAACAAUAUUUAGCCUUUCCUAAUAGGAAAUCAGCCAAUUUGGGAUAUAUUUUUAGUAUCUUUUGCUAAAUGCAAUGAACAUUUCACUUUCACAUUUCACAAAUACCUGGGUGUUCAUUCAUUUUUGAAACAUUCACAUGAUUUCAAGUAUUAUUAUAUAUCCAUGUCAUUCCUAUUGAAGAGCACAAUAAUAUGGAAGAGUAUUGGCAGUCUGACAAAGACCCAAAAUAGCAACUCUUAGCUACUAAGGACACAUUCAUGUUUAAGUGUUCAUCUGUCUUAGGCCUACAGGUUGAAUAGCUUUUUGUGUCAUAGAUGUGGGUGUACGGGUUGCAAGUGGCAAAACCUUCCAAAAAAAGCUGUCAUCUGAGUGUUUGUAGGAUGUGGUGAGAAUGAAUCCUGUUUUACUGAAAAUAAAAUUCAUAUUUUGUAUACAA
Molecule: messenger RNA, 1561 nt
Organism: Clupea harengus (Atlantic herring)
Lineage: Eukaryota; Metazoa; Chordata; Actinopteri; Clupeiformes; Clupeidae
Product: butyrophilin-like protein 8
Exons: 4
Coding region: 49-927 (292 amino acids)
Biological process (GO): immune response; T cell costimulation; T cell receptor signaling pathway
Cellular component (GO): external side of plasma membrane
Molecular function (GO): signaling receptor binding
Source: RefSeq, a predicted model, not a curated record